This is a messenger RNA of Poecilia reticulata (guppy), 2343 nucleotides long. Lineage: Eukaryota; Metazoa; Chordata; Actinopteri; Cyprinodontiformes; Poeciliidae. The record is from RefSeq and is a predicted model, not a curated record.
UAAUUUUUAAAAUAAAACCCGCCACCUAAAAAUGUGGGAAACUGUUAGAUCUGACAAGCCUCCCCGCGGUUCAGUCAUCCAGGGUUAGUUAUCCUAGACGUCGGAAAGGUCAUCCUCAGGAUUUGCCUGUUUGCAGAGGAGCGACAGAAGUAGCAAAAUGUGGAAUGAAAAGAAGCAGAGUUCACCUUCUGAUCGUGGUCAGAUUGUUGCCAUCAUCAUCUUCAUUCUCGGUCUGGAAAGUCUGCUGCCCUGGAACUUCUUCAUCACCGCCUCACAGUACUUCAACAUGCGGCUGAAUGAGAGCGUCUCCUCCAACGGUACAUCAGGCCCGGUGCAGAGAAAGUACAACUACGACAGCUGGAUGGUUUUGCUCUCCCAGCUUCCUCUGCUCCUCUUCACUCUGCUCAACUCGUUGCUCUAUCAGUGGGUGAAGGAGCGUCUCCGCGUGGCCUUCAGCCUGGUCGUCAUCUUCCUCCUCUUCGCCCUCACUGCCGGCCUGGUCCAGGUCGACAUGCAGCCCGACAACUUCUUUUCGGUCACCAUGGCAACCAUUUGGUUCUUCAACGUGUUCAGUGCGGUGCUGCAGGGCAGCCUCUUCGGGAUGGUCGGCCUGUUUCCUCCUCGUUACAGCACCGUGUUCAUGAGCGGUCAGGGACUUGCUGGGAUCUUCGCUGGCGUCGCCAUGCUGUGCUCCAUCAUGAGUAAAAGUGACCCAAAAUCAGCUGCCUUGGGAUACUUUGUCACUCCAUGUUUGGCCACAUUAGGGGCUUUACUCUGCUACCUGCUGCUGCCUCACCUGGAAUUUGCUCAUUAUUAUCUGAACAGAAAUCAGGCUGUCAAACUGGACACGUCCAAUAAGCUCCUCAGCAACACAGACAAAAUAUCCUUAAAUGGGAACGUAAAAGACCUGGAGGCGAGAGGAGUCCCAGAGGAGAGUGACGAACGCUCUUCUGUCUUUGCCGUCUUUAAGAAGAUCUGGCCGAUGGCUCUGUGUGUGACGUUGGUGUUCGCCGUCACGCUGUCGGUGUUUCCGGUCAUCACAGUCCGAGUGAAGACGGUUUACACGAAGAACGCUGACUGGGACAAAGUGUUUACCUGUGUCUGCUGCAUUCUUGUUUUUAACAUCAUGGAUUUGGCCGGCCGCAGCGCCCCGUCUCUCUUUCAGUGGCCGUCCAAACAGAGCCGUCUGUUUCCCGUCGCCGUUCUGUCCCGUCUCGUCUUCAUCCCUCUGCUCAUGAUGUGCAACAUUCCCAACUCGAAGCUCACCGUCCUCUUCAGACACGACAGCGCCUUUGUUGUCAUCAUGGCUCUGUUCUCCUUCUCCAACGGCUACCUGGCGACCCUCUGCAUGGCCUACGCUCCACAAAAUGGAGUUUACCACAGAGACCUGAGACGGAUCAGAACAAAUUGGCAUCUCGAUGUCCGGAUGGAGAAGCUGAAAGAAAACUGGUUCUACGUCGCUCUGACUUGCGGCCGCGGGUCCAGGGAGCCGCCAGCUAAUGUGGCGCUGGAGCUCUGCGUUCGGUUUAAAGACCGGCAGGUUCUGCGGAGAGCCUGCGUGUCGGGAUCCUGGGGCGAAGUGGAGAGAGCGGUUCCUUUUUUCCCUUUUAUCAAAGAUCAGCCCUUCAAGAUUGAGAUCCACUGCGAACACGGCAGAUUUCGGGUGUUUGUGGACGGACAGCAGCUGUUCAGCUUUCAGCACAGAGUUCUGCCGCUCAGCCACGUCGACACUCUGUGGAUCAAAGGCAGCUUAAAAAUCACAAAACUUGCCUAAAACAAAAGACUUUUAGAUUUUUACACUUCAGAAGAUCACAGACGUUUCUAUUUAUUCAAAAAUGCUUUUAUAGUAUGUGUUUAAAGUUGUUCUACUUUUGAGAUACUUUGUUGAUAUAGUUUUUUAGUUUUGAAAUUCAUCAUCACUACUCACUUCAAUCCCAUUUUUAUUUGAAAAAAAUAAUAAUUAGCUCAUGUUUUCUCUGAAAAUUACAGUUUCAUUGCUUUUUAAAAUUAUUUUACGUUCAACUUUGGCUACAAACAUUAUUAUUUUAUGUUUUAUUCAAUCAUAGUUCAUGAACACGACAUACUUUCAGACUACAAAUUAAACUGAAACUUGACUGAAGACACUGUUGGGUUUAUUACCUCAAUCCAAUUAUUCACUACCAAAUUAGAUUUCUUUACUUUUAAAAUGUAAGCUCUUUGUUUUAUUUCAUGCAAUUGCACUAUAAAGUUAGUUUUGAUGUUGCAUUAUAGGAGAUUCGGGUGAAAAUUGUCAUUCUUUGCACAGAUUUUAAUGUGUGUCAUGCCUUUUUAAGUUUUGUAAAAUAAAUAAAUGAUUAAAUGUCU